AUGCAAGAACAAAACGAACAAGAUUUUGUUACACUUGAUGAUUGGGAUUUCGAUGUUGAAGAGGAAACAACAAAUGUUGUUUACGUUAAAGAAACAAUAGAUGAUAACAAGAAAGCGAGGAGUUCAUCGAUUCCUUCACUCAACAUUCUGAAAGACUUUGGAAAUGGAUUUCGAAAACUGAAGGGACAAAAGAUCAAUGUUCACACUAGUGAAAGCGCGUAUGCGCCAAGGGUUUGUAAAUUAUCAACAGAUGAAAUUCUUCGUCUAGGUGGACAAAAGUUCAUUCAAUCCACUGAAUCAUCAGUUUCUGGACUUGAUCAUCCAUUUGGUGGCGCGUUGUUUAGCCUUCGUGAUGAAGAUUAUUCUAGAAGUGUGGAACUCGUUGAGCGCCUUCUUGCUUCAGCAGAGAAAGUGGAGGAGAAGUUGUUUGAUCGCGCGAUCAACCUUUUAAAUGAAUGUGAAAAGUUGAGUUCCAAAUCGGGUAACCCUGUGGAGAGGUUGGUGUACUAUUUCUCUGGUGCUCUACGUGAGCGAGUUGAUAGAGAAACCGGUAAAGAAAGCACAAAAAGUGUAGGUUUACAUGACAUGCAAGAUCUUCAGAACGCGUUAAGAGGUAUAAACGCGUGCACUAUUGCAGUUCAGGACAUGCCUAUUUGUCAAGUAGUAAAGUUUGCUGGAAUUCAAGCUAUCGUGGAGAACAUAGGGAACGCGAAAAAGGUUCAUAUAAUUGAUCUCGAGAUCAAAAUGGGAGUCCAAUGGACGAUCCUAAUGCAAGCAUUAACAACUCAUCCCAAAAACUCUCAAAAUCAUCUCGAGUAUCUCAAGAUAACUGCAUUAUUAUCAGGUGUUGAUCAAUCGAGGACUAAUGUUGAGGAGACGGGUAAAAGACUCAUGAGCUUUGCUGAGUCCUUCCACAUCGCGUUGUGUUUCAAGAUUGUGGAGGUAGAAGAUGUCGCGGAUCUCAAGAGAGAAGAUCUAGACAUCGAUCCUGAUGAAGUCAUUGCAGUUUACUCGCAGUAUUUCAUGUCAAACUUGUUAACACAACAGGAAAAACUCGAUUCCUUGAUUGGAUUUAUCGGGGGCUUGAACCCUCGUAUAAUGAUUGUUGCAGAGGUCGAGGCAAAUCUAAAUUCUCCGGUUUUUGCUAACCGGUUCAUUGAAGCGCUGUUCUAUCACGGUGCUUUCUUUGAUUUGUUCGAAGACUGUAUGAAAAAUGACGAGUCAACAAGGAUGGCAAUGGAAUCGGAGGUAAUGUGGCACGGUAUAAGGAACAUUAUCGCGGUUGAGGGGGAGGAAAGGCGUAUAAGGCAUGUAUCGAUCCAGUUAUGGAGGGAGUAUUUUAAGCGAUUCGGAAUGGUGGAAAUUAGAAUGAGUAAUUCGUCGCUGUACCAAGCGAAAGUCGUGGUAGACAAAUUUAGUGGUGGGAACUCUUUCACGCUUCAAAUGAAUGAAAAUUAUCUCGCGAUUGGUUGGAAAGGGAUUCCUUUGAAUUCACUCUCCGCGUGGAAAUUCCGUAAAAGAAACCCUUUUCACGGAGUCUACCUCACUCUUUAA
Molecule: messenger RNA, 1554 nt
Organism: Capsicum annuum
Lineage: Eukaryota; Viridiplantae; Streptophyta; Magnoliopsida; Solanales; Solanaceae
Product: DELLA protein RGL1-like
Exons: 1
Coding region: 1-1554 (517 amino acids)
Biological process (GO): regulation of DNA-templated transcription
Cellular component (GO): nucleus
Molecular function (GO): DNA-binding transcription factor activity; sequence-specific DNA binding
Source: RefSeq, a predicted model, not a curated record